Messenger RNA from Diabrotica virgifera virgifera (western corn rootworm), 1236 nucleotides. RefSeq lists its product as uncharacterized. Bases 683 to 1024 code for a protein of 113 amino acids. The record is from RefSeq and is a predicted model, not a curated record. The transcript is spliced from 2 exons. NCBI's taxonomy places the organism in Eukaryota, Metazoa, Arthropoda, Insecta, Coleoptera, Chrysomelidae.
AGAUUAAAUAAAUUAUUAUAGCCACUUUACACGAUGCAACUAAUUGCGCAAUUAAUUGCACAAUUUAUUGCAGCAAUAGAAAUUGCAUCGUGUCAUACGCGAAUUGCACAGAAAAGCUGCAACUUCUUGCAGCAAUUUCUUGCUGCAAGAAGUUGCAGCUAAAUAGAACAUGUCCUAUUUUUCAUGCAAUUUUUUCUGCAAUUUGGUUAUAUUUUUAGUAACUUUUAAGGCUACACUGUUUGUUUUGACAUUCUGUCAUCCUAAAUUUCAAACUAAACAAUUUUUGACAAAACUAGAGGAACUUUUUUUACCAAUUUCACGCUUCACAGAUAACAUUAUUCUGGUGGAUAACUUUAAUUAUGCAACAUAGGGAUUAAAGAAACUAUAUUCUAUUUUUAUUUCUUUUGUAUUUAACAACUUGCUUCCUUUUGUAAAUGAAUAAUGUAUCAUAGGUAUACUUGCAUUAGGUAUGAAUUUAUUUCGUUAUACAUAAUACACCCUUUCAGCACGUAGCCACACGAUUGUGUGGGUUUGUUUUGAAACGAUAUAAAACUGCUUAAUCGUAAAAUCUAGCGUUCAUUACGAACGACGAUGGUCGUGUAGGUUUAGUAUUGUGCUUUGCGCUACCCGACGCGAUUGUUAAGUUUAUUUUGUUUCGACAGUCACAGCUUGUCUUGCAAAAAUGGCGGGUCGUCAUUUCCGUAAGAAAUAUUUUGACUUUAACAAACCAGAAGAUGUCGAGGCAUUAAUGAACAUUAUAAAUUAUGAUUCAGAACUAGAAGGCCUUAGUGAUGACUCAGAUUCUGAUCUGACGUGGUGGAAGGAGCUAAAUAGCCUUCCCAAAAGCCUCGGAGACAGUGAUUUCUCGGAUUCUGACCAAGAAGAAGAUACUCGUGAGAAUUCCCUAAUUCCAAACAAAAACCCGCCUUUUCAAAAUGACACUGAGGUUCCUGGUCCUUCCGGUAUAAGUGCAGCUCCCGUAUUAGAUCAACCACAAACUACUGAAGACCUUAUUCAGCCUUAACUACAGCCAGAUUUUGCAGAAGAUCGGGUUGUAAAAGCAGAACCCGUGUUCGAUGUCUUAAGUGCAAUGUUUAUCUAUGUCUCACCAAAGACCAGAACUGUUUUUUGAAAUUCCAUACAAAAUAAUAAUGUGUUGUAAUGUAUUAGAUUUUUAUACCAUUUGCUUAAAAUAAAACCCAGCCUACACAAUUGUGUGGGUAUGUUAUUUCUAGA